AUGCCUACACACUAUACAGGCCAGCCUCAGGCUGAGAGGUGCUUCCUUUGUGGCCUUCCUCUCGACGAAGAUCCCAACCGCACACAAGAUUACCAUCCAGGCUGUCACAGAGUUUUAUCAGGAGCUGUAGUUUAUGACUUGUUCCAUGUGAACCGUCUCGAGUUUUAUCCCCAGCGGGCACGCUUAGAAGAAAGGAAGGUACUCCAGUGGGCAAGCUCAAAUCUUACCGAAGCACUGUCACUUCACUUUGCUCGAUCGUCAUCAAGUACACAACUCCAGCUUAGCAGAACAUCUGUAGUUCUACGAUCCAUUGCCAAGACCUUGCUUCUUGAUUAUAUGACCAUGACAACGGAAGCCCAGCUCACCAGUCCACGAGAAUUCACUUUUCUACUCACCAAGCCCAUUUUUGCCCAGAUUGCCGAUUUUCAAGGAACAAAAUACGUCACGGCGCUUUCAAACAACGAGCAUGAGAUCCCAGACAAUGCGAUUCAGUUGUUCCAGCCGCUCGAAGGACAAACGGCUAAUGUCGUUUACGUGGCUGUGAACCAUCUUGGAGUCGUUCAGCUAGUAGUCACCAACUCGACUACUUGGCUCGAAGUUGGUGAAGUUCCUGACGUAUGGUGGUUCGCCAUAGAUAUCCCAUGUGGGGAGUGUUUGCUACUGGCGCAUCACGACGGGGUCAAGAUCCGCAAGCUGUCCGCUCCAGAAUGGUGCGUGACAUGCAUGGAAGCCCAACUCCAAGAACAGAGUGAUCACAGGACUGCCUUUCCGGUGCCCAUUCAUCCCCGAGAACUACGGUGGUUUCAGCCGGCAAGCAGGCCUGGCCGAAUGGCCCCGGUGACAGUCAACCAGCCAGGCAUGGCCGGGAUCACGACCUUCUGGGCCAUAAUCUUAGCUCGAGUACAUAUACAUGUACCCGGAGGUCACGGCGGCCCAGAAGGUCGUGAUCUUGACGCAGCAAAUCUCUUUGCUCCGUUUGAGGAUGAAGAGAAAGUGACGGAGAUUUGGGUAGGCAUCACCCAGGGUGUCAUCGGUGGUCUUGGAUUUCGUACAAGCAAAGGUCGAGAAAUCUACCACGCUCAUGCCACUCGUCUUCACGAGACCACCUGGAUCCUGGCUGACCUUCCCCGAGGAUCAGUCAGGACAAUGUACUACGGGAGUGAUGCCCCAGUAGGAGUUGGUGCCAUUGCUUUCCGAAGUCCCUCCCCCUUGGGGCCCUUGAGUCAAUUUGACCCAUUCGCCACGAUACCUCCUGUUCCUGACUUCAGGUACUGCGUUGAGGAUUUCUUCGGUGGCUCUGUCGACCUGGCGGGCGUUGUUGAGGUGUCUUUCUGUCGAUUGGAGCACAAGCCAGAGAUUAUCUCUGGCAUGUUGUUCCGCUUCGCAGGAGGUCGCCGAGAAGCACUGGGGGAAGUGCGCCUUAGCGGGCUGCAGGAACCUAUGCUUCUCGGGGGUGAGGGUCGAGAGCUCAUGUACCUCGAGUUCGGGUACGAUCCCACUGGGGUUGUACCUGAACACCCAAACCUCCUCGACGCGCAAUUCAACAGCUUCGAAGAGGCUCCAGAGGACUCCAACCCAGCCAACCAUCCUGAUAUCGUUGGCCACAGGUUCUUGGAGGUGUCGUGGGAGGGGACUCUGGAGUGGUGGUGGUCACCAUUUCAAUGUCUUCUGGUUUAUGAGGGGAGGGCCAGCCUCGAACCCCGAGAUGCCACAGUGUGGCUCGAGUUCGGCGGGUAG
Messenger RNA from Fusarium redolens, 1737 nucleotides. RefSeq lists its product as uncharacterized. Lineage: Eukaryota; Fungi; Ascomycota; Sordariomycetes; Hypocreales; Nectriaceae. The record is from RefSeq and is a predicted model, not a curated record. The coding region runs from base 1 to 1737 and encodes 578 amino acids. The transcript has 4 exons.